Molecule: messenger RNA, 4894 nt
Organism: Coniophora puteana RWD-64-598 SS2
Lineage: Eukaryota; Fungi; Basidiomycota; Agaricomycetes; Boletales; Coniophoraceae
Exons: 27
Coding region: 1-2919 (972 amino acids)
Biological process (GO): purine nucleobase catabolic process
Cellular component (GO): cytoplasm
Molecular function (GO): allantoinase activity
Source: RefSeq, a predicted model, not a curated record
AUGACGACGGCGACGGGGGCAGCUGGUGGGAUGAAGGCAGCCAUGGACGCGUCGAAGGCGUUCGCUGCGCACCCAGAACGUGCCAGGCCAAAGCCAUAUCGUCGCGCCCUCUUCUUGGCCUUGCUCCUCUUCGCCAUCCUCCAUUUGGCCGUACAGCUGCCUCACCUGUCCCAAGACUGGCAUGAGAGCAAUGUUCCCUUGCGUGCCGCGGAAACGCUCGCCCGCUGCCGCGCUCUCAACAGUAAACCUGGCCCACCUCCGACGUUCAGCUCUCGCGUUCAGUCAGACAGGUUUCAAGAAGGAACCAAACCUAUUCUUAUACGUAAUGCGACCAUAUGGACUGGUCGACUGAAUGGCUCGGACGUCGUGCUUGGAGAUGUCUAUCUCGACAAUGGCAUUGUAAAGUCAGCGGGACAACUUGAUUUGGCGUUUCUCGAGAACGUCUACUCUCAAGACAUCGAGGUCCUGGAUGCUCAGGGUGCUUGGGUUACUCCUGGCAUCGUAGACGUUCACUCUCAUAUUGCGGUAGAGUCCUCUCCGGGACUAAACGGUGCAUCAGAUGGCAAUUCUGUCAAAGGACUCGCACUACCUUGGCUUCGUUCUGUAGAUGGCAUGAACACGCACGACGCCAGCUAUGAGCAUUCGAUUGCUGGAGGUAUAACCACCUCUUUGAUUUUGCCUGGGUCCGCAGACGCUAUAGGAGGGCAAGCGUUUGUGAUCAAACUACGCCCCACGAAAGAGAGGUCAACCUCCUCGCUUCUAUUGGAGCCACCCUUCGACCUGAAUAAUACAUCGGUUGACUAUUCCGUUCCUCCCAGGUGGAGGCACAUGAAACACGCUUGCGGAGAAAACCCGUCUCGAGUGUAUUCAGGUACGCGGAUGGAUACGGUUUGGGGCUACCGCGAAGUAUACGAUACUGCUCGCAAGAUUAAGGGAAGGCAAGAUAAUUACUGCAGCAAAGCCAUCGCAGGCGAAUGGGACAAACUCGGGGAGUUCCCCGAGGACCUCCAGUGGGAGGCUGCUGUGGAUGUUCUACGUGGAAAGGUCAAGGUGCAAACCCACUGUUACGAGGCUGUGGACUUUGAUGCCUUCGUCCGGGUCUCCAAUGAAUUCCAAUUUCCUGUGGCAGCUUUUCAUCACGCACAUGAGGCGUAUCUUGUUCCUGACGUUCUGAAGAGAGCUUAUGAGCAUCCACCAGCUUUGGCAAUGUUUGCCUCCUUUUCUAGAUACAAACGUGAAGCAUACCGUCAUUCCGAAUAUGCACCGCGCAUCUUGAACGAUAACGGACUUAAAGUAGUCAUGAAGAGUGACCACCCAGCCAUACAAUCCCGUUAUCUUGUACACGAAGCACAACAGGCCCACUACUAUGGUUUGCCGGCGAACGUUGCUUUGGCAUCGGUAACGAGCACGGCCGCAGAGGUUCUUGGUCUCGACCAUCGCAUUGGUUUCGUAAAAGAAGGUCAUGACCCAGAUCUUGUCAUUUGGGAUAGUCACCCUCUUGCCCUUGGUGCAACUCCCGUCCAGGUCAUCAUCGAUGGCAUACCCCAAAUCAAGUCUCCCCACUUCUCUGUGAAGCCGGAAUCCCAGGUACCACCUACCCCUCCGAGCUUCGACCAAGAGGCAGAACAGACAUUGGACCACGUCGGUCUGCCCCCGCUUUUCCCAUCUAAAGCCGUGUCUAGUACUGUGGUAUUCAGGAACGUAUCAAGUAUGUGGGUGCGUGGCGUCGGUGGCAUUACACCCGCUUUCCAGACUAGUGCGAAUUCAGGCGCGCUCGGGGACGUGGUCGUGUACAAGGGCAGAGUCGUGUGCUCUGGAACGACGUUCGGCGAUGCGUGCGCAUCUUUUGCUACGCAAGAGGGUGUCACUUUCAUCGACCUUAAGGGCGGAUCAGUGGCGCCCGCUCUUGUAUCCACAGCUACAGCACUGGGACUUGGAGAGAUUGGCAUGGAGGAAUCGACUGGAGACGGAGAGGUGCUCGACCCGUUCGAGAAGGAUGUUCCCCUCAUUGCUGGAGGAGACGGAAGCAUCACGCGUGCGGUUGACGGACUUCAGUUUGGAACUCGCAAUGCUCUGCUUGCGUACCGCGCUGGUGUAACUUCGGCGAUUACAGCGCCGUCGUCUCACGGAUUUUUGGGCGGUCUGAGUGCCCAUCUAUCCUUAGGCUCAAAACACAGACUUGACAACGGAGCUGUCAUUCAAGACAUCGCAGCCGUUCACGUCACUGUAGGCCACACUGAAGGGGCAAGUCCGAGUAUCAGCACACAAAUAGCAGCUCUUCGGAAUCUACUCACCGGGAAGCAUGUCGGCGAGCGCGGAGAAUAUUUUGAGGCUGUAGCGGAGGGCUCGAUACCUCUGGUGGUAAACGCGAAGAGCGCCGAUGUGAUCGCCUCCCUCCUAGCGCUCAAGAAAGAGGUGGAAAACCAGUCCCAGACUGGUGCCAAGGUCCAUAUGACCAUCGUCGGCGGCGCCGAGGCACACCUGCUAGCGCGCGAACUUGCCGAGGCGGAUGUUGGAGUCAUUGUCACGCCGCCAAGGUCAUUCCCCUACACCUGGGAAAGCAGACGUGUGUUGCUUGGCCCGCCCGUGACCGCGGACACCACGCUGUCCAUUUUAGCCCAGCACAAUGUGACGGUCGGACUCGGACCGCAGGGCAUAUCUGAGGAAGCGUUAAUCUCUUCGUGGGCGGCACGGAACCUCAGGUGGGACGCUGCAUGGGCCGCCCUUGAUUCUCAUGGAAUGAUUGAUUUCGCCGACGCCCUUACCAUGGCGUCGGUCAAUGUGGAGACCUUGCUUGGUGUUCGUCAAAAUCCCGCGGAUACAGACUUGGUAGCGACCAGCGGUGGGGAUUUGUUGAGCUUCGAGGGCAAAGUCGUCGCAGUCAUUUCGCCGCGGCGCGGGUUGGUGGAUAUAUUGUAGUCCUUACGAUAGCCCAUAAGUAUAGAGAGUGGAUGUCUCCUUAGCAGAAUGGUUGAGUUGAAUGCGAGUAUUAGAUGUUACAUGUAACAUGUGUAAGUACUGAUGCGGAUAACUUAGUGGUGGUAAAUGCCUGAUGCGCUCCAAAGUCCUGCCUAUAACUUCCAGAUAUUUGGUGUCAGAGCUCCGUACGAAGUGGUGAAACAGCAUCGACGAGGUCCGUCCAUGCCUCCGUUAGUAAGCUCCAGCACACAAUAGCGUGAUGCUUGCACAUGGUGAGAAGGGCGUGACCUCGAGUAUAUAAUUGCUGGAGGACGGGAAUGUCGAGUAGGGAUGCCGGCAGCUGAACCUGCUCUUCAGGCACUGGCGACGGAACGGGCGGGGUGAUUGGCGCCGGGGAAGGUUGCAUUCGAGGCGUGCCUUGAACGGCCUUCUGAACUUCGCUGAACAACUUUUCUUGUUCAUUGGUGCCAUUUCCAACGACGUCCCGAGCCUUUACGUCCCGCCACAUCUCUCUGAAGGUGUCAACCGCUUGCAAACUCUCGCUAAAGCGAUGAAGAGUGUUAAACAGAGCCACCACUUCCGAACGCUGCAACAAAUUCGUGUUUUUGCGAGGGUCUAGUGCUUUCUCGUCCAUCUCAAAGAGAACUUUGAGCGCUGUAGCAACACCCAUAGUCUGGACUUUGCCCCACAGCCGACACUUGUCGCAGCCAACGCAAUCCAUGAUGCGAGUCACAUUACGGAAGUGGGCUUUGAACUCUUCCUUCAGGAUAUUGGCGUUUUCUCCCCGGAAAAGCACGCUCUCAUCGAACUUGCCGACGUGUUCUGCGAUACUGAUGAUAUUGUUAAGUUUACUCAACAUAUGGGUCUCUUCUUCCGCGUCUGAGUGUGAGGCAGGUUUCCCGUCCACGGUGGUUCGAACAUCCGAGCAAUAAUCGUAUGCCGAUAAAUAAGGUGCGAUGCGCGCGACAGCACGCAACAUCAAGACAGUGUUGAAGUAAAUGUACUGGAGGCGUUCAGGAUGUGAGGCAAUACGUGAGACAAAACACGAAAGAUUUGGCGCCAUCUCUCCUGUCCUCUGGUCGAGAUAGUCCAAGCAUAUAUGCGUUGAAAUUGAUGCAUGCAAACCAGAAAUGAUCUUGUAGUAAACACGCUUCUCCAAACACUCUCCAUCUUCGUCUGGGGGAGAACCGUCGGAGCGGAAAACAUCGGUGAGGGUAUCGGGUAGCGAGAUUGGGGACGGCGAGGAACUCGACAUCAUGUUCAUCUCUGCUUCGCCCACCGAGCCACCAGACUGGAAGUUCUCCGCAACACCGAAGCAGUUCUCUUCGUAGAUUGAUUUCCACACUCGGUUUGCAGGCGGUCCGGAGUAACCAGUGUAACGCUCGGGAAUCAUCGAGAGAUCCACAUAUUCGCCCUCAGUCAUAUCAUCGAGGAAGCAAUAGUCUGAGUCGCGGUAGUAACACCCGGGAAGUUGUAUGCGUUCGUCAGGAGGUGGAAGUUCGAUCUUUGACAAUGAAGCCGCCCUCCACUUCUCUGGAAUUUCGCUCUCGUCGACAGUAGUGAUCCCGCAUUCUCUGUUCAUACAGAACGAGUUCUCUUGCCAGAAUGGACAUUCUCGGUAUAAGUCCACCUGAAAGUACUUGAAGAACGGGGUCUUUACGAGGUCCUUGAGAUUCGCGAAUAGCUCGGGGUUUAUGCUCUCGAUCGUUUCGUAGUGGCAUAACGUGGUCUCUAUAGGACCAGUGGUUGAGUCCUGACAAAGGGGUUCCUCCGUUGCAGGUAUAUGCUCCAGGACAUCUUGCAGCUGGUUGUUGCGCACGAGAGAUUCAGAAAGGAAUGACGAUGGUGUUGCCAAAGUUGCGGCUGCGAACGCGAUAAGCGCACAAGCAAGCUUGCCCUUCGUUCUGCCUUCUUGCGGCAUACUCUAGCAAGAGCUCUAGGAGGUGGCAAGGGAGUGUUGUGUAGAGACCAAAAC